This is a messenger RNA of Symbiodinium necroappetens, 990 nucleotides long. Lineage: Eukaryota; Dinophyceae; Suessiales; Symbiodiniaceae. The record is from the annotation of a GenBank genome assembly.
GUUUUAAUGCGCCUGCGGGCAGAAAAGCGGUUGCAGCUGCUGCAGGAGGCUUUGAACGAAGCGGGAGUUUUCGACAAACCCAGCUGCAAGGCAUGGGUUGAAGCCGAAAACAAGGCAGCUGCUUCUGGAACGCUGGUGAAAGCAGAAAAAGCGCCCCAAAAGCCCGUCAAAGGUGCAGACAACAAGACUGAAGGGACUUUGCCGAGUGUUCACAUUCCGAAGGAUUUCGUCCUACCUUUCCAAACUCCAACACGAACGUCUGGAUUCUCAGCAGAAGAGCGGCAGCCUGUAGAGGUUACGCAACUGGAUAACUUCGAGGAGUUUGUACCAGCAGAGCUGAACACUCGACUUGAUUUCAAAGUCCUGGACUACCAGCAGCAUCAAGUUCCUCCCGCAUCUGGGUACAUGCAGCCGAACACAGACAGAGAGCGCUUGUCAGCCGCACUGGAGGAAAGCCUUGUGUUGGGCCAGCGUGGGGACGAGCUGGAUGGAGCUGAGAUGCCCGUGUCUAUGCCAGACUCGUGUUUGCUUCCGCCCGUGCAUGAUGCCUUAUCGUUGCUAAUCCCUUCCACAGAGUGCAGGACAUUCGUGGCAUAUGCUGAUUCUGCAGAGUGCGAUCCAGAGCAUGGCCUUGCAGAGAAGCCUGAUCUCUUGGAGCCCCUCGACGUUGUUUCCCUGCUUCCGUCCAGCAUCAUGUCGCUGGAGUCACUUUGGCUGGAGAGCUACCGAGCCCCGCGGGAAGUCACAGACCCAUUCCAACAUGGCGAUCCUUUCUGCCCGAGCUUUGCAGAGGCCGGCGGCGUUUUGGGGCCGUCACUAGGUGCCGAUUUGGGCGGCCAGCGCUUGUCGUACAAGCCGGUCGGCGGCUUUGACAAAGAUCUGCCCAGCGACACGGAUGAUGAUGAGCAGCCUGAGCUCCAAGUGCCGCCACCAGGCAAAGACCUGCAAAGCAAGGCCAUCUCCAGCUUGGCCAGUGGCCAAGACAUGUAG